AUGGCAGACACUAUAGAGAACAUGCAAGAAGCUCAUAGAAAGAGAAGCGAUGAAAGACACAAUGAAGAAACCAAUGUAAACAAGAAACUCGACAAGAACUUACUCUCAGUGAUCCAAACUUGUCAUGUUGAUGUUAUUAACUGUGAUUCCCAGGAACGAGCUCCGGAUUCCAUAGUAAAGAUUAUGAAUAAGAAAGUUUAUGUGGGUUAUCACGAUAUAACAGAGUCGAUACCAACAUCUCAGAAGAAAGCUGACGAAAAUGAGACCAGGCCAGAGAAGAGGGCAAAAACUGUUCCAGAUUCAAGAGAAAGAUUCGAAGAUUUAGAGAAAAAUGUGGAAAUUCCAGAGAAUCUUAGCCUUGAUGCUCAAGAAAAGGUACCUGAGCAGAUUGAGAGGCAGAGGAGAGAGGCUCAAGACAAUCUGAAGCAACAAAGUAAUCAACAAAACACGGAGCAACAGAGAGGUGUUGAGACGAAAGGGAGGGACGUUCGUUUCAGACUUGAGCAGUUUUAUAAUCGACAACGGACUAAGAAGCAGCAGUUCCAGGCACAACAAGAAGAGAUGAAACUCCAACAAGAACAAGAAACUACUCAACAGGAACAGCAGCCGUUAGCUUCUCAUUUCCAUCUCUAUCCGCUGGUGGAGAAAUUGGCAUUUGCGGUUGAAACUGGAACACGAGAUCAGAACUCUAAUGCGCUGCUGACUGAGCUUAGUGGCUAUUUCAACAAGAGCCAACAGAUGCUGAACUCGGUUUCAGAAACACUUGGAUUUAAAACUAUGUACGUUGAUGUGCAAAAGCGAAAACUAGAAGACACUGAGAAGUUGCUUCAACACAGAAGGGGGUCGAUUGUGGAAUAUAGAAAAUCCAUUGAAGAUAUCUUGAAGAUAGAGCCUUAA
This is a messenger RNA of Raphanus sativus (radish), 897 nucleotides long. RefSeq names its product mediator of RNA polymerase II transcription subunit 9-like. The transcript has 8 exons. Gene Ontology annotation, cellular component: mediator complex. The record is from RefSeq and is a predicted model, not a curated record. The coding region runs from base 1 to 897 and encodes 298 amino acids. NCBI's taxonomy places the organism in Eukaryota, Viridiplantae, Streptophyta, Magnoliopsida, Brassicales, Brassicaceae.